AUGAAACAAAUGAGUGAGAAAUUAGUAAACACUUCUGAAUACGAAGAGGAUAUUACCUCUCUGAAAACCGUCCUCCGGCGAAAACCUCACCGGAAAGUUGUAUCAGGACUCAGGCUGUUAACUGAAUCCUGUAAGAUUACCAGACCAGGCAACAAUGUCAUUUCGAGUAAGGUUAAGCAUGGAGAAGAAGGCGUCCCGAAUCAGCAGCAAAGCGAGCUCCCUCUUGAUGUAUUAAUGCAUCAGAUUCUCGCAAGACUCCCUAUCAAAUCAUUACUCCAAUCAAAAUCUGUUUCCAAACAAUGGUAUUCUACUGUCUCUUCCAAUGAUUUUGCCGAUGUUUAUUUCAAAACUUGUCCCUCUUCUUCUUCUUCUUCUUCUUCUGUAGAAUGCCUCUUUAUCCAGGCAGAAAACAGUUUCUAUCUUUUCUACCUUCAGGAAGGAGAAGUAGUUCUUGAUUAUUCCUUAGUGAAACUAGAGCCUAAUUUCGAAAACAACAACCAGAAUGAUGAUCAUCAUCUUCAUUUGGUAGGGUCGUGUAACGGGCUAGUAUGUUUAUCAGAUUCUUCUUCUUCUUCUGGUUACUUCUAUGUAUGGAACCCCAUUGCUUAUCACUAUCAGAAGUUUCCUGAGAAUCCCGACUUCUGUUUGUGUCCUUAUAACUACUGUUCUUCGUGGGGAUUCGCCUAUGUUUCCUCUGUUAAUGACUAUAAAGUGGUGAGAAUAGCCGAAAACUAUGACACUCAGGAAAUCAUUGUGUCUGUUUUUUCACUACAGACUAAGGAAUGGAAACAGGUUCAUGAACACGGUCUUGAUCUUCUUCGUGUUUCUAUAACCAGAACAAACCCGGGUGUUUUGUUAAACAACACCCUGUUUUGGAUCAUGGAGAGUAGAAAUCAUACUAAAAAUCCUGUUGUCGUUGGCUUCGAUUUGAAACUCGAAAAGUUUGGUGAAGUUCCUGGUAUUUUUCCAAGGAGUAAGAGUUUCCAUGAUCAUUUUUUGUGUGUUAUGGGAGGAUGUUUGACCCUGUGCAGCUCAGACAUGCACAAGGAGUCUUGUUUAUCGAUAAUGAAGCGAACUGGAGAAGUGGAAUCGAUUUCAAUGUCCUGUUAUUCGAAGUCGUGGUUGUUCUCUAGCUUGGUGGGAUUUACAAGGAGUGGGAAGUCGUUGGUGGUGUCUAAGAACUGGGAACUUGCUCUAGUGGAUCUGAGUUCAUCUUCUAAACAGUACAUUCCACUUGUAACGUUCAAAGAAACUCAAAGACCUUGUAUGGUUGGAUACUUUCCUAGUUUGAUUCCGCCAUUGUAG
Messenger RNA from Spinacia oleracea (spinach), 1305 nucleotides. Its product is annotated as F-box/kelch-repeat protein At3g23880. NCBI's taxonomy places the organism in Eukaryota, Viridiplantae, Streptophyta, Magnoliopsida, Caryophyllales, Amaranthaceae. The coding region runs from base 1 to 1305 and encodes 434 amino acids. Gene Ontology annotation, molecular function: protein binding. The record is from RefSeq and is a predicted model, not a curated record. The transcript has a single exon.